Messenger RNA from Diachasmimorpha longicaudata, 747 nucleotides. Its product is annotated as translation machinery-associated protein 16. The transcript is spliced from 5 exons. Bases 158 to 661 code for a protein of 167 amino acids. Lineage: Eukaryota; Metazoa; Arthropoda; Insecta; Hymenoptera; Braconidae. Gene Ontology annotation, cellular component: nucleus. The record is from RefSeq and is a predicted model, not a curated record.
AUAAUCUUAGUCCUUUAAGGUUAGUUGCACGUGGUUAACAGCUGUAGAUGUCGUUUACUCGCUAUUGUAAAUUUAUAAUACCGUUUGUGACUAAUUAUUUUCGACCCAAAUUUUCUCAUUGAUAGGAUUAAAAAAUCACUGAACAUAUUCACCAAAAAUGUCAGCAACAGUGAGGAGGGAAUUAUCGAAACAGAAGAAACUGUUACACCCUAAUAGUCGAAAAAUUCUUGCAAUAGCCAAGAAGAGUAAAAAAGCGUUAAACAGGGAGAAUGCAAAACAAACCGGUUCAAUGAAACAGAAUUUGAUACGAGAAAAAAUGCUGUGGAUGCGGGAACAUAUGGUGCCAGACGUGUGCCCUUACACAGCUAGUCUAACCGGUGAAUUGCUUGAGAAGUACAUUGCCAGGCACGAUGAGGAGAUGGCUAAAAUUGCUGAGAGCAAACUGGGAAAGAAGAAUAGGAGUCAUACGAGCCGAGAGGAUGUCCUGAGGAUGACGAAGGAGAGGGAACUGGACGAGUACAAUGGGGCUGGACUAGAAAUUCCCAACAUUCUAAUUUCUGCCCAAUGCAAAAUGCUGAGGGACUGGGAUGGGGACCUUCAUUGUCUCCCGAAUUUCAAUUUUCGCCGAUUUGGGAGGAAACAUGUGCCAGCUUCGAUAUAAAAAUUUAUUGAAUUGUUUUUUAUAUUAAGCUCAUUAUGUACAUAUAAUAAAUUAAUAUUUUUAAGUUCACUGCCUCCUAUUUUCGG